Messenger RNA from Gaeumannomyces tritici R3-111a-1, 1872 nucleotides. RefSeq lists its product as hypothetical. The coding region runs from base 1 to 1872 and encodes 623 amino acids. The record is from RefSeq and is a predicted model, not a curated record. The transcript is spliced from 2 exons. Gene Ontology annotation, molecular function: L-amino acid transmembrane transporter activity. Lineage: Eukaryota; Fungi; Ascomycota; Sordariomycetes; Magnaporthales; Magnaporthaceae. Gene Ontology annotation, biological process: amino acid transmembrane transport. Gene Ontology annotation, cellular component: membrane.
AUGCCGCAUCUAUAUUCCAGAGCACAGGGGCACGCCCGCGAUUCCCUGGAGCUCGCGUCGCUGGCGAGCUCCAGCCAGGAGGACACGGCAGAAGAGACCGACUCGCGCCCUAGCAUAUCUUCGUCCCGCAAGGCCUCGCUCGAGCGCGACGACCCCCUCGACUCGCACAACCCCGCCGCUGCCGCCUCGUCGUACGGACGCACGAACCGCCACGACCGCUCCUUCUCCGUCUCAUCGGGCUUCGACCUCGCCGCAAACCUCUUCCCGCUCUCCUCCACCACCGGCUCCGGCUAUGCCCCGUUGGGCGCCUCCACCGCCCCUGGCCAGCCUGGCGGCGGCGGCCUGGGCGGCGGCUCGCUCGAGAAACACAAGACGCUCACAUACCUCAACGGCCUCUCGCUGAUCGUUGGUCUGAUCAUCGGCUCCGGAAUCUUUUCGUCGCCUAGCCAGGUCAACGUCAACGUCGGGUCGCCGGGCGCGUCCGUAAUUGUCUGGGUCAUCGCCGGCGUGCUGGCAUGGACCGGCGCAGCGAGCUAUGCCGAGCUAGGCGGCGCCAUCCCGCUCAACGGCGGGUCGCAGGUCUACCUAGCCAAGAUCAUGGGCGAGCUGUCUGGCUUUCUCUUCUCAUGGGUCGCCGUGCUGGUGCUCAAGCCUGGCAGCGCGGCCAUCAUCGCUAUCAUCAUGGGCGAGUACUUGGUGCGCGCCUUCAUCGGCGCCGAGGCCGAGACUAUAAACCCCUGGGUCGGCAAGUCAGUCGCGCUAGUUGGCCUGGCCCUUGUCACGUUCCUGAACUGCGUCUCGACCCGGCUGGGUACACGGCUGAACGAUGCGCUCAUGUUCCUAAAGUUUAUUGCCUUGAUCGGCGUUACGGUCACGGGCAUCGUUGUUGCCGUCACGGGCUUCACGUACUCGGGCGAAGCCAACCAGGACUGGAAGCAGCAUCCAUGGUUUGAGGGCACCAAGACGGAUACGGCCGGCUGGGCCGUUGCUCUGUACGCUGGUCUGUGGGCAUAUGAUGGCUGGGACAACACAAACUAUGUGGUCGGGGAGUUCAAGAACCCAACCAAGGACCUGCCCCGCGUGAUCCACACGGCGAUGCCGAUGGUCAUCAUUUGCUAUGUCCUUGCAAACGUAUCAUACUUCUUUGUUCUGCCGCUCGCCACCAUCAACUCGAGCAACACGGUGGCGGUAAUGUUCGGCGCCAAGGUGUUCGGUCCCAUUGGCUCACUCGUCCUGGCCCUCAUCGUCAGCGCAUCGUGCUUUGGCGCGCUCAACAGCUCCACCUUCACCAGCAGUCGUCUAGUCUACGUCGCGGGUCGAGAGGGCUACUUCCCUGCGUUCCUUGGCAGGAUCGGGGUAGGGAGUGGCGGCGAGCACGGGGCCAUGUCGACGCGGGCGCAGAGCUCCUUCGCGAAAAGACUAGCCCGCCUGUUUGGUGACGAGGACACGGGCCUCUUCUACACGCCCGUGUGGGCACUGACGGUGAACGCGAUACUGACGGCCGCCUACGUGGCCGUGGGCGAGUUCGGGACCCUCGUCACCUUUUACGGUGUCGCGGGCUACACCUUCUACUUCCUGACCGUGCUGGGCCUGAUCAUCCUGCGGGUCAAGGAGCCGGAGCUGGAGCGGCCGUACAAGACGUGGAUCACGACCCCCGUCAUCUUUUGCUGCGUCAGCCUGUUUCUCCUUAGCCGCGCCGUCUUUGCGCAGCCGCUCCAGACCCUCAUCGUCAUCGCCUUCGUCGUGGCCGGCAUACCGGUGUACUUUUGGCGCGUUAGGGGCAGGGGCAAGGCCGUGAAGCGGGAGCUCGGCAGCGUGGGCGAAGGCGCUGGCGCGCCGUGGUGGAAGUUUUGGAAACGGUGGUCCAGGUGA